Messenger RNA from Camellia sinensis, 1763 nucleotides. Lineage: Eukaryota; Viridiplantae; Streptophyta; Magnoliopsida; Ericales; Theaceae. The record is from RefSeq and is a predicted model, not a curated record.
UCCCCCACCCCAUCCCUAUUUCAUUUAUUCUCAACCAAAUUCAUUACUCUCAUCCAAGUUGAGCUCCCUCACAAAGACCCUCCAAUGGCCAUUUCUCCACCCAACACCUCUCUCCCCUUCAAACCACACAACCACGACAACCCUCUUCUCCUUUCCCACAAACACCAUUUCUCACCAUUCUUACACCAAAAACGUCACUACUUCACACUCUCAACACCACCACAUGUCUUGUCCAACCCAACUGAGUCCUCCUCUUCCACCACUCUCACAACCUCUCUCCAUACCCAAACCCAAACCCAAACCCAACCCUCACUAGCCGAGUCCUGGCGAGACAUACUCGGCGACAACGACUGGCUCGGCUUGCUCGACCCAAUGCACCCCCUACUACGCUCCGAGCUGAUCCGCUAUGGCGAGAUGGCUCAAGCCUGCUACGACGCCUUCGACUUCGACCCCUUCUCCAAAUACUGUGGCAGUGUUAGGUUCACGCGCCGCCACGAAUUCUUCACGCGCCUCUCUAUGGAAAGUUGCGGCUACGAUGUCUCGCGAUACCUCUACGCCACUUCCAACAUCAACUUGCCCAAUUUUUUCAAGAAAUCGCGGUGGCCGAAGGUGUGGAGCAAACACGCUAAUUGGAUCGGCUACGUGGCGGUGUCCAACGACGAGACGUCGAAGCGGUUGGGCCGCCGUGACAUAGCCAUUGCAUGGCGGGGCACGGUGACUCGGCUCGAGUGGGUCGCCGAUUUAAUGGAUUUUUUGCGUCCUAUUUCAUCGGAUAAAAUCCCUUGUCCCGAUUCGACUGUUAAAGUCGAAUCUGGAUUUCUCGAUCUCUACACCGAUAAAGAGGAGAAUUGCCGAUUUUGCAAAUACUCGGCGAGGGAACAAGUCCUAACCGAGGUUAAGAGAUUGAUAGAGAUGUACCCAAACGAGGAAUUGAGCAUCACGAUUACGGGGCAUAGUUUGGGGAGUGCGUUGGCGAUUUUAAGCGGGUAUGAUAUUGUGGAAACGGGUUUAAACGUGUUGGGUGACAGCCGGGCCGUACCCGUUUGUGUGUUUUCAUUUGCGGGCCCUCGGGUCGGGAAUGUCCGGUUUAAAGAACGGGUCGAGUUGCUGGGUAUGAAGGUAUUGAGGGUAGUGAAUGUUCACGAUAUGGUGCCGAAAUCGCCGGGGUUGUUUUUAAACGAGACCGUGCCAGCGGCGGUGAUGAAGAUGGCGGAGGGGCUGCCGUGGUGUUACUCGCACGUGGGGGUAGAGCUGGCUUUGGAUCACAAGAACUCUCCGUUUCUCAAACCCGAUGGAGACCCGGCUUGUGCCCAUAACUUGGAGGCUCACUUGCAUCUGCUUGAUGGGUACCAUGGAAGAGGGCAUAGAUUUGUGCUAGCAAGUGGGAGGGACCCAGCACUGGUGAACAAGGCCUGUGAUUUUCUCAAAGAUCACCACAUGGUACCACCUCACUGGAGGCAAGAUGAGAACAAAGGCAUGGUACGAAACAGGGCCGAUGGCCGUUGGAUUCAACCUGAACGGCCCAAACUUGAUGACCACCCUAACGACAUGCACCGUCACCUCAGCCAAUUGGGUCUCCCUUCCACCAACCACUAGGAAAACAAAAUAAAAUAAUAAAAGAAAAUCAACUACGAGGAGGAUCAGUUCAUGAUAUGUGGGCUCACUUUGAGUUCACCUGAUCAGAUCUCGACCGUUCCUUUUUUUAGUGUUGUUCCAGUAUAUCACUUAUGUAUAAAAUUAAUUUGACUGGACAUCGUCAAUCA